GUGCUCUACAUGCUGCAGCAGAGAAGAAGCAAGGGAACUCGGAACUACUUUGAAUGGAAACUCCCUUUUUCUUCUGUUACUGUCACACAGUUUGGUAACUUAGAUGAAGUAACUCGGACGUUAGAGAGCGUUCAUAAACGGAGCAAAGAUGCGCGACCGAACCAAAGAAUUGGGAAAUCCUGCAGAUGGCUCGGAUGAAGACGAGGAAGGCACAGCACUCAUGUUCAAACCAGGUACAGGGACCUCCGUAAAGGAGGACAGAGACAAUGAGGGUUUCUUUCGGAAGGUCCAUGAGAUUCGAGAGGGGCUUGAAUCUCUUAAGAAGAAAGUGUCUGAACUGGAAAACAAACAGAAAUCUGUUUUAAGUGAAGCACUUCCGAAGGAAAGUAUGAAAAAGGAACUUCAGACAAUAAGAGAUGAGAUCAAAGUAUUAGCUACCCAAAUCCAGAAGAAGCUGAAGAGUAUUGAACCCAAGAAAAUUGACGAAGAUGGGAAAUAUGUUCCAAUAAACUUAAGAAUGCAAAGAACACAGCAUGCUGUCCUGUCCCGGAAUUUUAUUGAGUCGAUGAGUUACUGUAACACAAUUCAAUCCCAGUACAGGGAUAGAAAUGUGGAGAGGAUACAAAGGCAACUCAAAAUCACUGGCAAUAAUGUGACUGAUGAACAGCUGGAGGCAAUGCUUGAGAGUGGACAGACAGAUGUGUUCACACAAAAUAUCUUAACAGAUGCCCAAGCCACCCGGCAGGCACUAAAUGAGAUUGAGUCACGGCAUGAUGAGAUUCUUAAACUGGAGAAAAGCAUCAGAGAUCUUCAUGACAUGUUUCAGUAUCUUGCCAUGGAAGUGGAGGCACAAGGGGAAAUGGUUGAUCGUAUAGAGAACAACAUAAUUAACUCUUCUAACUAUGUAGAGAAGGCUGUCGAAGACACAGGGGCAGCUGUUGUCUCUCGAAACAAAGCCAGAAAGAAAAAAAUGUGGAUUGCAGUGUGCAUUGCAAUUUUAGUUUUGAUAAUAGCCAUUGCCCUGGCUGUUAGUUUCAGCUGAGCUGAGUCCAGUACUAUUAACGCAGGUUUGUACACUUCAACAGAGAGAGCAAGCUAUCAUCAAAUGAAACUUUAAUUCUCAUUCUCUCGAAAAUAUAUACAGUGGCUCACAUAUCUCCUAACUCCAACUUUAUUGACAUGUCCACUUGAUUGGCUUAUAUGAAAAUUACUUCAUCUGCUUCAUUUCAUGUAGCAUUUUUGUUUUUUGCAUUACAACUCUACAAUCUCUUUGCAAUGUUCUGAAAUGUGACCCUUUCUAUACAGCAGCUCAAAAAACCCUUAAAAUAUUUCCAAAAGUUUUCUUUUACAGUUCGAACAGACAUUGGAGAAUCCUUAACUUUGAUUGAGAUUUCAUAGUUUUAAAAUUUUGCAACUACACUAUAUAACCAAAUAUAUGUGGGCCCAGAUUUCUCUUCAAUGGAAUUAAGAGGCCCAAACUUAUUCCAGCAUGAUAAUGCCCUUGUGAGUAAGGUCCAUAAAGACAUGGAUUGCCAAAGUGGAUCUAGAAGAACUCGAGGGGCCCAAGCCCUGACCUCAACCCCACUGAACACAUUUUGGACGAAUUGAAAUGCUCACUGCUCGCCUGGCAUCAGUGCCCAUCCCACUAAUGCUCUUGUGGCUGAAUGGUCCAACAGCCAUAUACCAAGAUCUAGUGGAAAGCCUUCCUGGAAGAGUAAAUGAUGCUAUAGCAGCAAAGGGGGACCAACUCUAUUAAUGCCCAUGGGUUUGGAAUGGGAUGUUCAUUGAGCACAUAUGGGUGUGAUGGUCAGGUGGCCACAUACUUUUGUCGAUAUAGUGUACAUACCGGUGACAUUAAAGGGAAAAACUCUUACAGUGUCUUUUUGAUCUACCACAAGGCAGAGGGAUGAAAGACCACUGUUCCAAAAUAUAUUCCCUGAAUAUUAUUCCUGUUGAUGUUAAUGGAGAGCACUGUUUAACACCUCAGUCCAAAACUCCAAUUUUUCAUGUAUUUGUCAGACUUGAACGGCUGUGUUUUGAAAAGGCUGAUGUGUUACUUGUACAGUAAAAUAUUAUUAUUGUUGUUAUUAAUAAUUUGUUUUAUUUCCCCCUCUUCUCCCAGUGUUCUCUUUCUGCUGGUCUCCUCUGCUUUGCAUUUUAAACAAAUUUUGUUGAUGACAUAAUCCUGUUUUUCAGUAACAUCAUCAUACAUCCACAGUCUCUUCAGCUCUUCCAAGUUCAUGAUUAAUGGCCUUUUGACCUAGAGAUAAACAUUUCAUUUUUGAAACUGUGCUUGCAAAAGUCAUUUUGAAAUAACACUGACCUAGAAAUAAUUGCUCUCAGGAAACCCCAUAUGAUAAAAUCAGAUUUUUAAUAUAUAACCAUACAGAAGAACCUCAAAAUCACUGUAAGAUGUUUGAGCCUUUUUUUUUUUUAUCUUUCUGUUGAAAAUAUUAAUUAUAUUUUAUAUUAUCAUAUUACAUCUGUUUGUAUGUGUGUGUGUUUUUAUAUAUAUAUAUAUAUAUAUAUAUAUAUAUAUAUAUAUAUAUAUAUAUAUAUAUAUAUAUAUAUAUAUAUAUAUAAAACAAAACUAAUCUUUUAUGUUGUUGCUUUUAUUUUACAGUAUCUGCUCCUGAAAUAUUAGUCGUGUAAUUUUAUUUCAUAAUAUACAUGUUCUCUUUACCUAAUCACAACUCUACAUGUAGUUCUAUAAUAUGAGCUGAAACCCUGCAAAGAAAUCAAGGCAGUAGAAAUUGUUCAUUAAUUGAGUAACACACUAAAAAAUGUGCUGCGAGUUAUUUAUUUGGGCCUUGUCUCAAAUAGACAAUGUAGAUCUGCUUUUCAAGCAUUUAAUAUGUACGGUCAGUAACUUUCUGGGUGCUUUAGCAUAAUUAACUUCUAUCUGUAUGAAUGUAGUGGCAGGUAUUAUCAGGCAGAGUACUGCAAUAUUUUGGUGCAUGAUGUGAUGUCAUUUUGUACUGAACUACCUGUAAUUUUAAUACAGAACUGUUGUUUUAAAAUAAAAUGCAUCUUAUACUAAA
Molecule: messenger RNA, 3041 nt
Organism: Ictalurus punctatus (channel catfish)
Lineage: Eukaryota; Metazoa; Chordata; Actinopteri; Siluriformes; Ictaluridae
Gene: stx4
Product: syntaxin 4
Exons: 10
Coding region: 149-1042 (297 amino acids)
Biological process (GO): vesicle fusion; exocytosis; intracellular protein transport
Cellular component (GO): SNARE complex; endomembrane system; plasma membrane
Molecular function (GO): SNARE binding; SNAP receptor activity
Source: RefSeq, a predicted model, not a curated record